Molecule: messenger RNA, 481 nt
Organism: Macrosteles quadrilineatus (aster leafhopper)
Lineage: Eukaryota; Metazoa; Arthropoda; Insecta; Hemiptera; Cicadellidae
Product: peptidoglycan recognition protein 1-like
Exons: 3
Coding region: 1-453 (150 amino acids)
Biological process (GO): peptidoglycan catabolic process
Molecular function (GO): N-acetylmuramoyl-L-alanine amidase activity; zinc ion binding
Source: RefSeq, a predicted model, not a curated record
AUGGCUAUGACAAUCACCAUGGUAACGAGAGACGAAUGGGGAGCGAGGCAGCCUAAACAGACUCUUCCCCUGACUCUACCAGUCCAACAUGUCAUAUGUUCCCUUACAAGGACCCAGCCUUGCUUCUCUCUUCAGAGCUGCAAACACUUCGUCAAAAGGUUCCAGAAGUAUCAUCAGGCUGUCAAGAAGCGUCUGGACAUUCCUUAUAACUUUUUACUAGCACCUGACGGAACGGUGUUUGAGGGAAGGGGGUGGCAUAACUAUACUGAAUUUAAGUAUUGGCUGCCAAAGGGACAUACCAUCAAGGACGCUGUGCACAUAGCUCUCAUUGGAGACUACAAAGAUCAAAACAUCCCCAUUCCCAGACCUAUGCUGGAAGCUAUGAAAUACCUCAUACUGUUUGGAAUCAAGAAACACUUUAUAGAUGAAAACUACGAACUCCACAUGGUGUAGCUCGUAACAAAAGAAAAACAGGUCUUGA